Messenger RNA from Cinclus cinclus, 7570 nucleotides. It is a transcript of the gene IGSF10, whose product is annotated as immunoglobulin superfamily member 10. Gene Ontology annotation, molecular function: protein binding. The record is from RefSeq and is a predicted model, not a curated record. NCBI's taxonomy places the organism in Eukaryota, Metazoa, Chordata, Aves, Passeriformes, Cinclidae. Bases 200 to 7570 code for a protein of 2456 amino acids. The transcript is spliced from 7 exons.
GGGCUGGUUCCUGGGAGGGAUUUUCUUCCAAGAAUUUUUUGUUUGUUUGUUUUGGUUUGGUUUGGUUUUUUUUUUUUUGGCUAAUGGCUUAAAGGCGAGCGGCUGAGCUCGGCCGGCGCUGUGAGUGCCCGUGUGCUCUGUUCGCCCUGCAGGAACCCGCCCGCCGCUGCUGGGGAUGGCAGCGUAGGAUCCCGGCAGGAUGGAGACCUUCCUGGCCUGCCUGGCCACCCUCCUGGCCACCCUCCCGGCCAUCAGAGCCUGUCCCCGGCCCUGCGCCUGCCGCGGCUCCGCCGAGCUCCACUGCACCUUCCGCUACCUGAGCGCCGUCCCCCCGAGCAUCCCGCCCGACGUGCAGCGCAUCAACCUGGGCUACAACAGCCUAAGAAAGCUCAGCCCCACGGACUUUGCCGGCUUGGAGAAACUGGAGUUACUGAUGCUGCACAGCAAUGAGAUCAGCACCAUCCCUGAGAAGGUGUUCAGUGAUUUAUAUUCACUCCAGGUUUUAAAAAUGAGUUACAACAAGGUCAGAGUGCUUCAGCAGGAUGUUUUUUAUGGCCUGAACAGUUUGGUACGGCUGCAUAUGGACCACAAUCAAAUUGAAUUUGUGAAUCCCAACGUUUUCUAUGGACUCACUUCAUUGAGGUUGGUCCACCUGGAUGGAAAUUUACUUCAGCAGCUGCAUCCAGACACUUUUGUCACCUUGCGCUACAGUCAAAUCUUCAGAAUAUCCUUCCUGAAGCACAUCUCUCUGUCUGACAACGUGCUGACUUCACUUCCACAAGAAAUGUUUUCCUACAUGUCAGAGCUCGAGAGCAUUUACCUGCACGGAAACCCCUGGUCCUGUGAUUGCAGCCUGCAGGGGUUUGCAGAGUGGGCACAGGAGAGACCAGAUGUUAUAAAGUGCAGAAAAGAAAGAGGUUCUGGCAUCCAGCAAUGCCCAGUCUGUGCUAGUCCCAAAAACCAGAAUGGGAAAAGUUUAACGGAUCUUCCUUCAGCAUCUUUCAUCUGCACUAAGCCAGUCAUCCAUGACUCCCUGAAAUCCAGGAACCUCACGGUGCCAGAUGAUGGGGAUUUCAGUUUUGUGUCUCCCAAGGACUUGGUAGCUCCAAUAGGAUCUGUGGUUUUGAAUCUGACUGACCAAGCAGGAAAUCGAGGCAAUUUGGUUUGCAAUGUCCAGGAGCCAAAGGAAACGUCUCCCAUCUCCGUUGACAAAAACGGCCACAGCACAGUGCUCAAAGCCUCGUUCUCAGCAUUCCUGGUGUGUGGCAUCGAUUAUGGACACAUCCAGCAGCUGUGGAGCAUCCUGGCACUGUACAGCAAUUCUCCUUUGAAACUGGAGCAAACCGCGCCGACAACCCACGUGCCUUUUGUUAGCUACAAAUACAAGCAGAUCUACAGUGAGAAAGACGACCUGUUCACCGGCGUCGAGGCCGUGCUGCGAGCUGAGCCGGCCUGGCUGAUGCAGAGGCGAGUGGCCCUGCAGCUGGACAGGACAGCCACCACGCUCAGCUCGCUGCACGUCCGCUACUCCACCCACGCCCGGCUCAGCCUGCCCAGCCAUGACCCAAGCCAGGAGAGACACACCUGGGCCAUCAUUUCCAGGGACAACAGCACCCAGACGGAGCACACUGUGCUGGUCGGGGGCACCGUGGAACUGGAGUGCCAGGCAGCUGGGGAGCCAGCUCCUGCCGUGCAGUGGGUGUUGGCCGACGGCAGCAAAGCGCGAGCUCCUCACGUCAGUGAGGACGGGAGGGUCGUAGUCCUCAGGAGCGGGGUGCUGACGCUGAGGACAGCUGACGUGUUUGACACGGGGCUCUACCACUGCAUCAGCACCAACCACCGCGACGCCGACGUGCUCACGUUCCGAAUUACGGUGCUGGAUCCUCACGUGGAACACAGCGGGGUCAACGGAGCCCGGCUGUCGGCUGCUCUGGGCAGCACGCUCCACCUUCCCUGCACCUCCACGGCUGGCCCGGACCCUGCCGUUACCUGGGUGUCACCUGAGCACACGGUUCUUCACCAGUCUGUAGGAAACAAACAUAUUUUUGCAAAUGGCACCUUGAGAAUCCAAGGGGUGACAGAGAGAGACGUGGGCUACUUCCGAUGUGUCGCAGCCAACCGGUACGGUGUUGAUCUUCUGGUUUUCCAAGUGCUCCUGAGACAGGAUGAAACUGCUCUGAAGAAAAAGCUUGCAGCUCUGGGAGAGUGGGAAGAAGGCUCUGGCAAUGAACUGCUGCGCUCUGCUGCAGCACAGAGACAUCCCUCAGCCACUCCAGCCACCCCGGCAGCUCCUGGGGGAUCUGCUGCUGCAGCAGCCAGCAGCCAGGGCACGCAGAGCACACGUCAGAGGAACAGCCACAGGAAAACACCUCACUGGCCUCACGGAGACAGAGCAGGCAGGCGGUUCAGGGCACACAGGAGACAGUUUGUUUCCUCAGGCAGGAGAGUUGAUCCACAGCGCUGGGCAGCCUUGCUGGAGAAAACAAAGAGGAACUUGACAGUGACAGACAAACGAGGAGAAGUUGAGACAGCACCACCCAUUCAAGUCCACAAGCUCUCGGAGGCACCCGAGGAUGAGGAGGACACAUCUGGUGAUGUCAUAUCUCCAGAAGAAUUCAUGAUAGCAGCAGCAGAGAGAUCCCCAGUACCUGCUCUGGGGAGAGCAGCAGAACUCAUGAUCACUGCAGGGCCCGAGGAGACUGAGAAUGCCACCCCUGCCUGGAGCAGCUCCCUCCUGCUCACAGAGCCAUCAACUCCCCUACCCUCACCUCUUCCACACCCCAUGGCACCUGCCAGCGAAAGGCCACCGACAUUUCCAAAACCUACAGACUCAUGGGAAAAAUCUGAUUUGAGUCAAAUAUCAGCAAAUGGUGUAGAACAAUCAACUGUACCAAGCAGAACAUCCACACUCUUCCCUGCUGGGCAAAAGUCAAUAUAUUCUGGGGAAAGCAAUAACCAGCAUCUAAAGUCUGCAUCCAUGACACCCACCACAGAAGCUACAGGCACCAGCAGGGCUGUAACUCCCCAGAACACAGCAGACAAGUUACAUAUUUUUACUGAGUCUAUUGAUAAUGUCUCCACCAAAACAGAUCACCAGGUGCCUGUGGUGACAGUCAAUACACCGAGCUCUGAAUUUGGCCCCAUUUAUUUUCAUAGUACUCAGAAAGGAGGGACCCCUAAUCCACCACUGGCCUCAACUUUGGCUGCUCAUCAGCAAAUUCAGGUUAUCCAGGAUGUUCCAACUCACCCACCCCAGCUCCAGCAGCACCACGGAAGACGAAGGAAAAUUUCUGGUCGGAGACGAAUUGUUACACCAGGAUAUAUCCCAAGCAUGAAAGAGCACAGAUACAAUUUUGGGAGGCCCGGGUCUGCCAGAGGAAAUACAGCUGUGGCCACAGGUGUUCAACUGAAUAUGAACUCUGUAACGAGUGUACCAAACUUAAAUAAUUUAAGCAGUUCCAUUAAUCCAUUUAGCCCAGAAACACCCCAGUCCUCCCCCCCCACCAUGAAUAUGGCAUUGGAGCACCCCAAGGGUACCCAUCAAAACACAGCACUCCUCAGGGAAGAGGAAAAGAAACAUAAUGCAAGGCAAGAAGCUGUUGCCACAGUCACAUCUGUCACUGCAAAGGACACUGCCACUACUUCAGCCAGUGGAUUGGUUGCCAUGGGCUUGAAGCCAACAAUUACACUUGUUACUGCUCCUCAAAUCAGCACUAGAGUCACCAAAAGUAAAAUACUCAGAGUGGGAGGAAGGAGAGGUCAGAGGAGGAAGAGGCCUCCUAAAACAGCUGCCCCACAGCGUGUGGCUGCAGCCUACAGCAGUGCAGCCACUCCGAGCCUCGCACACGCAAAGCCUCUCCCUGGGAGCGUCGGUGCAGGCUCCAUGACCAGAACAGCAGCGCUGGGGGUCCCUGGCAGCCCCGAGGCACCUCAGCACAGGCCCACGACAGCCACACAGACAUUAGCAACCCUGGGCACCUGCAGGAGCACCCAGGCAGCAACGUCACUGCUGGGCAGUGUGACCGCUCAGAGCCCCACCACGGCACCCCAAAGCACACCAGUCACACAGAGGAACACCCAGCUGGCCACAUCACCAGCUGCUAGUCCUGCCCAGACCCUCACCAUGGGUCUCCAAACCUCCCCAUGGCUGGACGAGCCCCCUGGUGCCACGAGCGCCCGACCUGCUGCAGCCAGUGCCACGGCAGGGCCAGUGCCUGCUCAGCACAUCACAGCCACUGCCACGGCGGGAGAAAAGCCCAACCUGAAGAUGGGGGAGGGAGCUGUCCAGGAAAAGCAGGCAGCGCAGCCCACACCCCCAGCAAGAGCCGUGCCAAGGGCUCCUGCUGCAGCCACUGCUGCCAGCGCCCGGCACCCCUCCCCUCUGCCAGCCCCCACCACAGCCACCCCGAGAGCCUCCUCGCCCCCGCGGGGGGAUGGCCAGAGCCAGCUCCGGCCCAGGACACCUCCCGAGGGCACAGAGAGGGGGAACACACUGCACUCACCACAAAUCACAGCUCUGUGGGGAAGGGACAAGGACAGCUCUGCCAGUGCCUCGUCUGACAGGCAACAAGAUCAAGACACCACCACCAUCCCCAAUGCCAUCACCUCAGGCUCUGCAAGCAGAAACCAUUUUUCCAAGCCCAGAAUAGUCGGAGGGAAGUUGGCUGCUUACACUCUGCUGGCGAAUUCUGAUGCUUUUAUUCCUUGUGAAGCUACUGGGAACCCCCCUCCAACAAUACAGUGGACCAAGAUACCAUCAGGGCGCGGUGCCGUGGGGGCUGCCAGGUGGGCAGUGCUGGCCGACGGGACCCUGGCCAUCGCCCGGGCGGGGCCGCAGGACGCGGGCCUCUACCUGUGCACUGCGGCCAACGCGCUCGGCGUGGCCCGGCUCCUGGUCACGCUGGCCGUGCUGGCCUCGCCUCCCCGCAUCGCCGGCGGCCACCGGCGCCUGCUGACCGCGCACUCCGGGACCAGCGUGGCACUGGCCUGCAAAGCCCAGGGCUGGCCCCCUCCCGACGUCUCCUGGCUCCUGGCGAACAGCACCCGGCUCUCGCACUCCUCCUCCUCCUCCUCUGCGAGUGGUCGAGCCCGCGUGGAGCCGGACGGCGCUCUGGUCAUCCGGGCGGUCACUGUGUACGACCGGGGCCUCUACACCUGCCUGGCCACGAACCCUGCGGGCUCCGACUCGCUGGCGGUGAAGCUGCAGGUGGUCGCGGCCCCUCCCAGCAUCCUGGAGGAGAAGAGACAAAGCGUGGCAGGAGUGGCGGGGGAGAGCCUGAGGCUGCCGUGCACGGUGCGGGGGAACCCCGAGCCCACGGUGCACUGGGUGCUGCCCGGCGGCACGGCGGUGAAACCUCUGCAGCUGCUGAGCUCCAGGCUCUUGGUGUUCCCCAACGGCACCCUGCACCUGAGCAGCCUGGCCCCCUCCGACAGCGGCACCUACGAGUGCAUAGCCACCAGCUCCACGGGCUCGGACAGGAGGGUGGUCAGCCUCGAGCUGCAGCGCGCAGAGACGCUCCCGAAAAUAGCCAUCUCCUCUCAACAGCUGACCCGGCUCGAUUUUGGGGAGAGGUUGCUUCUGAACUGUACAGCAAGUGGGGAGCCCGAGCCCAGGAUCAUCUGGAGGUUGCCCUCCAAGUCUGUUGUGGACCAGUGGCAUAGAAUGGGAAGUCGGAUCCAUGUCUACCCCAAUGGAUCCUUGGCUAUUGAGGCAGUUACAGAAAAAGAUGCAGGUGAUUAUCUGUGCGUGGCAAGAAACAGGAUUGGGGAUGAUCUGAUACUGAUGAAAGUCAGCAUCACAAUGAAACCAGCCAAGAUAUACCACAAGCAGCAGCUCAAGAAACUGGUGCCGUACGGGAAGGAUUUCAGCGUGGACUGCAAGGCCUCAGGGCUGCCUGCACCAGAGAUAUCCUGGAGCCUGCCGGAUGGGACAGUGGUGAACAACGCGAUGCUGGCGGAUGACAGCGGGCACAGGGCUCGCAGGUUUGUCCUCUUCAACAAUGGCACUCUGCACCUCAACAAAGCUGGAGUGGCAGAGGGAGGAGAUUACACCUGCUACGCCCAAAACAUUCUGGGGAGGGACGAGAUGAAGAUCCACGUCACUGUUGUUGUGGCAGCCCCUCAAAUAAAGCACAAUUACAAGACACACGUUACAGUGACAGCAGGGGACACAGCCCUGCUGGACUGUGAAGCUGCCGGGGAACCCAGGGCACAGAUAUUCUGGCUGCUGCCUUCCAGUGAGGUGAUCUCCUCGUCCACAGACAGGCACUCCCUGCAUGCCAAUGGCUCGCUCUCCAUCAGCCAGGCUGGUCUGCUGGAUGCUGGGGAGUACCUGUGUGUGGCUCGGAACCCUGCUGGGGACGACACAAAGCUGUACAGGCUGGAUGUGGCUGCUAAAGCCCCCAUCAUAAAUGGUCUGUACAGGAACAAAACAAUCAUGAAGGUGACGGCAGUGAGGCACUCGAAGAAACACAUUGACUGCCGGGCAGAAGGGACUCCUCCUCCUCAGAUUACCUGGAUCAUGCCUGAUAACAUUUUCCUAACAGCCCCAUAUUACGGGAGCAGGAUUGUGGUGCACAAAAACGGGACGCUCGAGAUCCGCAACAUCAGGCCCUCAGACACAGCAGAUUUUAUCUGUGUGGCACGUAAUGACGGGGGAGAGACUGUGCUGGUGGUGCAGCUGGAAGUCACAGAAAUGCUACGGAGACCAAUGUUCAGAAACCCUUUCAAUGAAAAAAUAAUAGCAAAGCCCGGGAGAACUCUCACGCUGAACUGUUCCGUGGAUGGAAACCCUCCCCCGGAUAUCAGCUGGAUGCUGCCCAAUGGCACGUGGCUUUCCAGCAGCAUCAGGACAUCCCAGUUUGUCACCGGGAGCAAUGGGACCCUGACCAUCUCUAACCCCGAGAGACACCACGCCGGGCGCUACCGCUGCGCUGCCCGCAACCAGGUGGGCUACAUCGAAAAGCUGAUGGUGCUGGAGGUUGCCCAGAAGCCCGACAUCCUCACCCGCCCUGCAGGGCCGGUGAAGGCUGUCAGCGGGGAGCCUUUGUCCCUUCACUGCCUGGCCGAGGGGAGCCCCAAGCCCCGGGUGGCGUGGGCACUGCCAGGGGGCCGCGUGCUGGACCGGCCGCAGGCCAGCGGGAGGUUCGUGCUGCUGGAGAACGGCACCCUGCUCAUCCGAGCAGCCUCGGCCCAGGACUCGGGCAAGUACCUGUGCAGGGCCCACAACGACGCUGGGGACUCCUCGCUCACCGUUCCCGUCUCGGUCACAGCCUACGCUCCGCGCAUCGUGGGCAGACCCCCCCCGGCCAUCCACACCCUGCCCGGGGCUGCAGUUCAGCUCCACUGCGUCGUGCUGGGCAUCCCCAAACCAGAAAUCACCUGGCACUUACCUGACGGCUCCACGCUUUCCACAGCCCACCGGGGCCGGGGCUCUGGGGGCGAGCUGCUCCACCCCACGGGCACCCUGCUCCUGCAGAGCCCCCGGCGCUCCAGCUCCGGGGUGUACAGCUGCACGGCGAGCAACGCCCUGGGCACCGACGCUGCCCUGACCCACCUGCACGUCCUCUGA